Messenger RNA from Schizosaccharomyces japonicus yFS275, 626 nucleotides. Its product is annotated as Tim9-Tim10 complex subunit Tim10. Gene Ontology annotation, cellular component: mitochondrial inner membrane. Bases 129 to 398 code for a protein of 89 amino acids. NCBI's taxonomy places the organism in Eukaryota, Fungi, Ascomycota, Schizosaccharomycetes, Schizosaccharomycetales, Schizosaccharomycetaceae. The record is from RefSeq and is a predicted model, not a curated record. The transcript has 2 exons.
CGGCAGAAUAUGCUAAUGAAAAGUGGUUGAAUGGUUUGUGAUGAGUGCUUGAACUCUGACCCAGUUCACUUGGCAAAAACCAACUACCAAUUCUGUUGAGACCAUAACCUCUCAAAACUAUAUUAAAAAUGUCUUUCUUUGGUAUGGGAAACAAUAACCAGGCGGUUAACCCUCAAAACAUUGCGAUGGCCGAGCAGGAGGUCGAGAUGAUGUCUGACAUCUUCAACAGAAUUGUUCGUUCUUGUCAAGAAAAAUGCAUUAAUAACAAGUACCAUGAGGCCGAUUUGACCAAGGGUGAAAGUGUUUGCAUUGACCGUUGCGUCGCCAAGUACUUUGAAGUGAAUCAAAAGCUUUCUGAGCACAUGCAAAAGCGCGGUGAAGCGCGUGGAGGCAUGUAGAAAGCUGCAAGUCUACUCCUUUGUUGUUCUGAACGUGGCCAUUUAUGAAAAUUGGAGCUUCCAACUCAUUUUGUAAAUAAAAUGCUGGUAAAAAGGUUGCUAUCUACAAGUGUUUGAACCUAUAAAGAUUUUAUUCUGUUUCAUAGUCUCAUUUCUCUCGUACUCUCUGUUCAAUGAUUCGACUUUUUGUGUUUGUUUACCACUAUAUCGAUCCAUCGCCAAAACAGA